This is a messenger RNA of Microdochium trichocladiopsis, 735 nucleotides long. Its product is annotated as signal peptidase subunit-domain-containing protein. The coding region runs from base 1 to 735 and encodes 244 amino acids. The transcript is spliced from 3 exons. The record is from RefSeq and is a predicted model, not a curated record. Gene Ontology annotation, cellular component: membrane; signal peptidase complex. Lineage: Eukaryota; Fungi; Ascomycota; Sordariomycetes; Xylariales; Microdochiaceae. Gene Ontology annotation, biological process: protein targeting to ER.
AUGCACAACGCCGUCACAAGACUGCAGAAUGUCUUUGGCUUCUUCACGACGGUGGCCUUUGUCGUCGCCGCCAUCAUUGCCGCGGCCGACUUUUCUAUGCCCAGGACCCCUAGCGCCGCAAUCUCCACGACAAACGUACAAGUAGUCAAGGGCCGACCGCACUACUACUCGAGCAAGAAGGAAGAGUACGCCAUCAUAAAGUUCUCGCUCGACGCGGACCUCAGCUCCCUGUUCACGUGGAACACGAAGCAGGUCUUUGUGUACGUGACCGCCGACUGGACGACGACGAGCAAGACGGGCAAAACGGCGACGGCGUCAACAAACCAGACAAACAGCGCCGUCAUCUGGGACGCCAUCAUCACGAACCCCAGCGCGGACCACCUCACCAACCUCGGACCCAUCGCCCUCAAGAAGCUGGUCCGCAGCGCUGAGGGCAAGAGCAUCGCCCCGAGCCGAGGCAUCCUCUCCCUCAAGAACCAGAAGCCGAAAUACCAAAUCACCCACCCGACCGGCAAGAUCGCCGAGGCCGACGACGUCACCCUGCGCGUGCACUACAACGUGCAGCCCUGGGUCGGCCCCCUCACGUGGAACCAGGACCGCGACUUUGGUCUGUGGAAGAGCAUGGCCAAGGGCAUCAGCGACAGGUUCAGACUGCCUGCUCUCAAGGUCAAGAGCGCCGGCGGCGGUAGUGAGAAGGCUUCCUCUGGCAAGGCGAAGAAGGCCGGUAAGGCGUGA